Messenger RNA from Dermacentor silvarum, 1520 nucleotides. Its product is annotated as corticotropin-releasing factor receptor 1. Lineage: Eukaryota; Metazoa; Arthropoda; Arachnida; Ixodida; Ixodidae. Gene Ontology annotation, cellular component: plasma membrane. The transcript has 10 exons. The annotation marks the transcript as partial. The record is from RefSeq and is a predicted model, not a curated record. Gene Ontology annotation, molecular function: peptide hormone binding; G protein-coupled peptide receptor activity. Gene Ontology annotation, biological process: adenylate cyclase-modulating G protein-coupled receptor signaling pathway; cell surface receptor signaling pathway.
GAAUAUCCUCGGGAAUGGAGCCACUCUCGGCGCGUCACUCAGCCGGCCUCGAACAGCAGAGUCAGCAACUGUCUCCCCACGAAUCCGAGGUGGCUUCUCGGCCAAGGUUGCCCGUCGGCUUGGGACUCCUUCACCUGCUGGCCGCCGACCGAGGCAGGAAGGGCACUGCGCAAGCCAUGCGCGCACAUCAUCGCCUCUCUGGACAUCUCGUUGGCAGAGUCGGACGCUUCGCUCGCCCAGGGUCUCUACGCCUAUCGAGUGUGUGGCGCUGACGGCAAAUGGCUCUGGGGAAACUGGACCAACUACACCGAGUGCCUCGGUUUGAUCAACCAGCAGAGCAGUUCCGCUGUUUCCCUGGCAGUUGUGUACAUCCUACUCUUGUUCUCCCUGUUGUCGCUGAUUUUCCUCUCGGCUAGUAUGUUCAUCUUCUGCUACUUCAGGUCUCUGGAGUGCCCGAGGACGCGAGUGCAUCGAAACCUGAUGCUUGCCCUGGCAGUGCACGCGGUGAUGCUGGUGGUUUUAUCUACGCCACUGGCGCUUCAUCCAGAUGCGCCGACGCCCUUCGUGCAAACGCCCGUGCUGUGCAAGUGCGUGCUGUCGCUGAAGAUGUACGCGGCCACGGCCUCCAUCAACUGGAUGUUCGUCGAGGGACUGCUCCUGCACUCACGCGUGGCCGUUUCCGUGUUCCGGCAGGACGCCCCCUUCCGGCUCUACUACGCGCUCGGCUGGGGAUUGCCCCUGGCUUUCAUCCUGGCUUGGGCGUACCUGACAGAGAAUGAGCUGCGCACGGCAUGCUGGGAAGGCUACGGGUCCAGCUCCUACGUCUGGAUACUCAUAGCUCCGCGCCUGGUCGCUAUACUGGUGAACUCCGUAUUCCUGGUCAACAUCGUAAGGAUCCUCGUGACACGCAUUAAGCCCAAGGCGUCAGCACUGGAGACAACGCAGUUCAGAAAAGCCAUCAAGGCCACGGCACUGCUCUUUCCUCUGCUGGGCAUCACGCACCUGCUGUUUUGCAUCAACCCUCAGAACGAGACCAUGGGACUCAAGGAAGCGUACAUGAUCAUCAACGCCGUCCUCCAAUCGUCGCAGGGAAUAUUCGUGUCCGUUCUGUACUGCUUCAUGGACUCAGAGGUGCAGACGGCAUUGCGCAACGCCUACCUGCGCGCCGCCGUACGGCGGGAUCCACGAAAGGUCAGCCGAUCGUCUCGGUCUUGGAUUCUACCCGGCGGUCGCCAGAGCAGGCUCGGCCGUUCCACGGUGUCUUCGCUUUCGUCGGUGUCGAGGAAGCUUCCACCCGCCGCGUCGCAGCCGGCGUCCAACUACCGGGACAGCCGUCGAGACAACGGGCGCGACGGAACAUGCUGCAAUGCGGCCGGUUUGCCGUGCCACUGCCGAAGCGCGCUGCAGCUCAGUGACCCUGGACGCAGCCGCGACAGAACCGUCGACAACUUUCACGUGUGAAACGCCACGGCCAGCCGAGGUCUAACUCCGUGCUACGCACUCAAGACCCGAGAAACUGU